AUGGCUGCUACCAUGUCGUCCUCAGAAGCACAGGUUCUUCAUAGUCCUCCAAGUCCUACCGUAAAGCGUCCUAAAGCCCCCAUAACCACCUCCGCCCCUCCCAUCACAUCCCCCAAACACGUUGCCGUCCCCAGCACCCCCACCACCUCAGCCAUCUCCGACCACGACGUCACUCUCCAAAACACUCUCCAAAACGCCGGACACCGACGCUCCUCGUCCGCCAGCCGUCCGAUCCGUCGUGCCUCCUCGGGAUCCACACACAACAGCCAUGACGAUUCGAAUAACAUGCGGCUGCAAUGGGACGAGGCGAAUCUGUAUUUAACGGAGCAGGAAAAAAGCUCGACGAUGAAGAUCAACGAGCCGAAAACCCCGUAUGCGAGACAUUACGAUCCGGCUGAGGAUGCGGAUGAGAUUCGCACGAUUGACGCGGGGGAGAUCGUGGUGGAUGAGCUGGAUAAGGUGAAGGGGGGACACCGACGGAAUCAUCAACGGGACGAGGAGAUUCCGGGAUUGAGUUUGGGAGAGCCGGAAGAGGCGGUUCCGGAGAGGGAAGUGGAGAUGGGCGAGGGAGAGGAGAAGAAGGUGGCAUGUAGCGGGGCGAGUAUGGGCGAGAUGCGGAUGCGGAAAUAG
Molecule: messenger RNA, 630 nt
Organism: Botrytis sinoallii
Lineage: Eukaryota; Fungi; Ascomycota; Leotiomycetes; Helotiales; Sclerotiniaceae
Exons: 2
Coding region: 1-630 (209 amino acids)
Biological process (GO): regulation of signal transduction
Molecular function (GO): protein phosphatase inhibitor activity
Source: RefSeq, a predicted model, not a curated record